AUGAGUGGUAAUAUGCUAAAGCCUGCUAUGUCGAAUCUUUCUCCGGCACAAAUGCAAGAAAUCUCCGAGGCUUUCGCACUUUUCGACAAUGACAAAGACAACCGCCUUUCUCCCUACGAAUUUAAAGUAGCUCUUGUAGCCCUGGGCUUUGAACUCAAACCAAUGGAAAUUUCUGAACUCCUUCAAUCCGUCGACUUGACAGCAGAUGAUAAAAUUGCCUUUAGGGACUUCUUCUCCAUAGUAAAAAAAUUGAUCCAAGAACGCGACCCCAUCACCGAAAUCGUUCAAGCCUUCAAACUGUUCGACGAGGAGUCAAGCGGCAAAAUCUCCUAUCGAACGCUCAAGAAGAUUGCCAAGUAA
Messenger RNA from Echinococcus granulosus, 360 nucleotides. RefSeq names its product Centrin-3. Gene Ontology annotation, molecular function: calcium ion binding. The transcript is spliced from 4 exons. Lineage: Eukaryota; Metazoa; Platyhelminthes; Cestoda; Cyclophyllidea; Taeniidae. Gene Ontology annotation, cellular component: cytoplasm. The record is from RefSeq and is a predicted model, not a curated record. The coding region runs from base 1 to 360 and encodes 119 amino acids.